This is a messenger RNA of Aspergillus ibericus CBS 121593, 6933 nucleotides long. It is a transcript of the gene pksP, whose product is annotated as polyketide synthase alb1. The record is from RefSeq and is a predicted model, not a curated record. Bases 126 to 6584 code for a protein of 2152 amino acids. Gene Ontology annotation, molecular function: fatty acid synthase activity; phosphopantetheine binding; 3-oxoacyl-[acyl-carrier-protein] synthase activity. The transcript has 5 exons. Gene Ontology annotation, biological process: fatty acid biosynthetic process. Lineage: Eukaryota; Fungi; Ascomycota; Eurotiomycetes; Eurotiales; Aspergillaceae.
CCUGCCACGGGGCACGAAAUCUAUAUGUGUAUAAAGUGUGCUUCACGUCGACAUGGGUGAGGGGAGCCAGAUGGACUUUGGUUUGACAACCCUGGUCGACUGAUCAACAGACAUCUCCCGCAAACAUGGAGGGUCCAUCUCGUGUGUACCUUUUUGGGGACCAGACAAGUGACAUUGAAGCCGGCCUCCGCCGUCUGCUACAAGCGAAGAAUAGUACCAUCGUCCAGUCCUUCUUCCAGCAAUGUUUCCAUGCGCUACGGCAAGAGAUCACGAAGCUCCCGCCAUCUCAGCGCAAGCUCUUCCCACGGUUCACGAGUAUCGUCGAUCUGCUUGCUAGACAUCGUCAAUCAGGGCCGAGCCCCGUCUUGGAAAGCGCGUUGACGUGCAUCUACCAGCUGGGUUGUUUCAUACACUUUUAUGGGGACCUUGGCCAUACCUAUCCCACGCCCACGAACAGCCAGCUUGUUGGCCUGUGUACAGGCCUCCUGAGCUGCACGGCUGUGAGCUGCUCGAAAAAUGUCGGAGAGCUUGUUCCCGCCGCAGUGGAAUCGGUCGUGGUAGCCCUCCGACUGGGGAUCUGUGUUCUUCGCGUCCGAGAACUUGUCGACUCCGACGAUUCGAAAUCAACCUGCUGGUCCGCGUUGAUUUCGGGAAUAAGUGAAGCAGGAGCUACUGCCUUAAUAGAAGAAUACAGCACCAAGAAGGCCACUCCACCUUCCUCAAAGCCAUAUAUCAGCGCGGUCAGCUCCAAUGGCGUUACUGUCAGUGCGCCACCCGCAGUCCUUGAUGAAUUUAUCGAAGCCAGUGCUUCAAACAAUUACAAACCAGUCAAGGCUCCAAUUCACGGCCCCUACCAUGCGCCGCAUCUUUAUGACGACAAGGAUAUCGGACGGAUCUUGCAGCCCUUGACCUCGGAUACUUUAUCCGGCUACGCGCCCGUUAUCCCUGUCAUUUCCAGCAAUACCGGCCAGCCGGUCAAGGCUAAAUCCAUCAGCGACCUCUUCAAGGUCGCGCUCGAGGAAAUCCUACUGCGACGACUGUGCUGGGACAAGGUCACAGAUGCGUGCUCUUCCCUAUGCAAGUCCGGCCCAAAUCAAUCGUGCAAGUUGUUCCCGAUAUCAAGCAGCGCAACCCAAAGUUUGUUUACGGUGCUCAAGAAGGCAGGCGUGAACGUGAGCUUGGAAACCGGGGUUGGAGAUGUCUCGACAAACCCGGACACGCGAAACCUCACUGGCAAGACAGAGUGCUCCAAGAUUGCCAUCAUCGGAAUGUCAGGAAGAUUUCCUGACGCUGAUGGCACCGAGAGCUUCUGGGAGCUCCUGUACAAAGGACUCGACGUGCAUCGCAAAGUUCCGGCGGAUCGUUGGGAUGUUGAUGCCCACGUUGACUUGACGGGCUCGAAGAGAAACACGAGCAAGGUGCCUUUUGGGUGUUGGAUCAAUGAACCAGGGCUGUUCGACCCUCGUUUCUUCAACAUGUCGCCCCGAGAAGCACUUCAGGCGGAUCCCGCGCAACGCCUUGCGUUACUCACAGCCUACGAGGCCCUGGAGAUGGCUGGCUUCAUCCCGGACAGUACUCCCUCGACCCAAAGAGACCGUGUGGGUGUCUUCUACGGAAUGACCAGUGACGACUACCGUGAAAUCAACAGCGGUCAGGACAUCGACACGUACUUUAUCCCUGGUGGUAACCGGGCGUUUACGCCGGGUCGGAUUAACUACUACUUUAAAUUCAGCGGUCCCAGUGUGAGUGUUGAUACGGCGUGCUCCUCUAGUCUUGCUGCUAUUCACACGGCCUGCAAUGCUAUCUGGAGGAAUGACUGCGAUGCUGCGAUCACCGGCGGUGUAAAUAUCUUGACUAACCCUGACAACCACGCCGGUCUGGAUCGGGGGCAUUUCCUGUCGACGACUGGAAACUGCAACACCUUUGAUGACGGUGCCGACGGUUACUGCAGAGCGGAUGGAAUUGGCAGCAUCGUCUUGAAGCGGCUCGAAGACGCCGAGGCGGACAAUGACCCGAUCAUCGGCAUCAUCAACGGCGCAUACACCAACCACUCGGCCGAGGCCGUGUCCAUCACACGCCCUCAUGUCGGUGCCCAAGCCUUCAUCUUCAACAAGUUGCUCAACGAAGCGAAUAUUGACCCUAAGGAAGUGAGCUAUGUGGAGAUGCACGGCACGGGAACACAAGCCGGAGAUGCGGUCGAAAUGCAGUCCGUCCUUGAUGUCUUCGCGCCAGAUUAUCGUCGCGGCCCUGGGCAAUCACUCCACCUUGGCUCUGCCAAGGCAAAUAUUGGACAUGGAGAGUCCGCUUCAGGAGUGACGGCUCUCGUCAAGGUCCUUCUCAUGAUGAGAGAAAACAUGAUCCCCCCGCACUGUGGUAUCAAAAACAAGAUCAACCACAACUUCCCGACGGAUUUGGCCAAGCGCAAUGUGCACAUCGCCUUCCAACCCACUCCAUGGAAUCGGCCGGCUUCCGGAAAGCGCCGCACCUUUGUGAACAACUUCUCUGCUGCUGGUGGAAACACUGCUCUUCUGUUGGAAGAUGCUCCCAUCCCGGAGCGGCGAGGGCAGGACCCUCGGUCGUUCCAUCUGGUUACUGUAUCGGCCAGAUCUCAGACGGCACUGAAGAACAACAUUGACUCUCUGGUGAAAUACAUCGACGCACAGGGCAAGUCCUUUGGCGUGAAGGAAGCCGAAUUCGUCCCCAGCUUGGCUUAUACCACGACCGCGCGCCGACUUCAUCAUCCCUUCCGCGUGACUGCAGUGGGACCAAACCUGCAAUCACUACGUGACUCACUGCAUGGUGCCUUGCAGCGCGAGGCAUACACCCCGGUGCCAGCGACAGCCCCUGGGAUUGGGUUCGUCUUCACCGGCCAAGGUGCUCAGUAUACGGGCAUGGGCAAGGAGCUUUACCGCAGCUGUUUUCAAUUCAGAACUACAAUUGAACACCUCGAUUGUAUUGCACGAAGCCAGGGGCUUCCUUCCAUCCUCCCCCUUGUCGAUGGGAGUGUGCCCGUUGAUGAACUGAGCCCCGUGGUGGUGCAAGUGGGAACGACCUGUGUGCAGAUGGCGCUGGUCAAUUACUGGACUGCUCUGGGUGUGAAGCCGGCCUUUAUCAUCGGACACAGCCUCGGUGAUUAUGCAGCCCUGAACACCGCUGGUGUUUUAUCUACCACUGAUACCAUCUAUCUGUGUGGCCGGCGUGCUCAAUUGCUUACCAAGGAAUGCAAGAUCGGAACACAUUCGAUGUUGGCCGUCAAGGCCUCCUUGGCUGAGGUCAAGCAUUUCCUCAGGGACGAGCUUCACGAAGUCUCUUGCGUCAAUGCCCCCGCGGAAACUGUUGUCAGUGGCCUGGUUACGGACAUCGACGAGCUCGCUCAGAAGUUCACUACCGAGGGUCUGAAGUCCACCAAGCUGCGGGUUCCCUACGCCUUCCACUCCUCUCAGGUUGACCCUAUCUUGGAAACGUUCGAGGAGGCUGCCCGGGGUGUCACUUUCCACAAGCCAACGACACCGUUCGUUUCCGCUCUGCUUGGAGAAGUGAUCACCGAUGCUAACUGGGAUUGUCUCGGCCCCAAGUAUCUGCGCGACCACUGCAGAAAGACGGUCAACUUCCUUGGCGGCGUGGAGGCUACGAGACACGCGAAGCUGACCAACGACAAGACCCUGUGGGUUGAGAUUGGCUCACAUACCAUCUGCUCCGGGAUGAUCAAGGCAACUCUCGGGCCACAAGUUACUACCGUUGCCUCUCUGCGACGUGAAGAAGAUACCUGGAAGGUCGUUUCGAACAGUCUCUCGAGUCUUCAUCUGGCCGGAAUCGAUCUCAACUGGAAGCAAUACCACCAGGACUUCACCGCUGCCCACCAAGUCCUCCGGCUUCCCGCCUACAAAUGGGAUCUCAAGAACUACUGGAUCCCCUACACCAACAACUUCUGCUUGACCAAGGGUGCUCCCGUCGCGGCAGUUGCGGCAGGACCGCAAUACGAGUUCCUGACCACUGCUGCCCAGAAGGUCAUUGAGACCCGGGAUGAUGGGGCAACUGCCACCGUUGUUGUCGAAAACGACAUUGCCGAUCCUGACCUGAACCGCGUCAUCCAGGGCCACAAGGUCAAUGGCGCUGCUCUGUGCCCCUCGUCACUCUACGCCGAUAUCGCGCAGACACUUGCAGAGUAUCUUAUCAAGAAAUACAAGCCCGAGUAUGACGGAUUGGGAUUGGAUGUGUGCGAUGUCACCGUCCCAAGGCCAUUGAUCGCUAAAGGAGGGCAGCAGCUUUUCAGGAUAUCUGCCACGGCGAACUGGGAGGAGAAGAAAACAUCCCUGCAGAUAUACUCUGUCACCGCGGAAGGGAAGAAGACGGCAGACCACGCAACCUGCACGGUGAAAUUCUUUGACUGCGCGGCUGCCGAGCUGGAGUGGAAGCGAGUCUCUUACCUUAUCAAGAGAAGUAUUGACCGGCUGCACGAUGUGGCGGAAGAGGGAGAUGCUCACCGUCUCGGAAGAGGCAUGGUUUACAAGCUCUUCAGCGCCCUGGUUGACUACGAUGACAACUUCAAGAACAUCCGUGAGGUCAUCCUCGACAGCGAGCAACAUGAAGCUACCGCGCGUGUCAAGUUCCAGGGGUCGCAGGGCAACUUCCACCGCAACCCCUUCUGGAUUGACAGCAUCGGGCAUUUGUCCGGGUUCAUCAUGAAUGCGAGCGACGCUACCGACUCCAAGAACACGGUCUUCGUUAACCACGGCUGGGACUCGAUGCGCUGCCUGAAGAAGUUCUCGCCAGAUGUCACCUACAGAACCUAUGUUCGAAUGCAGCCUUGGCAGAACUCGAUCUGGGCGGGUGAUGUGUAUCUUUUCGAAGGGGAUGAUAUCGUUGCGGUUUACGGUGCCGUCAAGUUCCAAGCGUUGUCGCGUAAGAUCCUUGAUACAGUACUUCCUCCGGUUGGCGGCGCCAAAGCACCGAGCGCAGCCAAGCCAUCCGCGAGCGCUCCACGGGCAACUCCUGCUGCUGGCGGCAAGAGUCGUGCCAGCGCUCCGACCCCGGCGAAGACCGCCCCCAAGCCUAGUGCACCCAGCGUGGUUGGGCGGGCACUUAGCAUCCUCGCAGCGGAGGUCGGGCUCUCUGAGUCUGAGCUGACAGAUGACUUGGUUUUCGCCGACUACGGUGUGGACUCCCUUCUCUCUUUGACGGUCACCGGCAGAUACCGGGAAGAGCUGGAUAUCGACCUGGAAUCCUCGGUCUUCAUCGAUCAACCAACCGUGAAGGACUUCAAGCGGCUCUUGGCCCAGAUGAGUCCGAUAGAGGCAAGCGACGGUUCGGCAAGCGAUCCCGAGUCUAGUUCCUCCUUCAACGGCGGUUCCUCCACGGACGAAUCCAGUGCUGGGUCCCCCUGUGUCAGUUCACCACCGAACGAGAAGAUCACCCAGGGCGAGCAGCAUGCUACUAUGAAGGAGAUUCGUGCCAUUCUAGCCGAUGAGAUCGGAAUUUCCGUGGAGGAGCUCAAGGACGACGAGAACUUGGCAGAGAUGGGUAUGGACUCCCUGCUUUCUCUUACUGUCCUGGGUCGGAUCCGCGAGACCUUGGACAUGGAUUUGCCCGGAGAAUUCUUCAUUGAGAACCAAACUCUCAGUGACGUCGAGGAAGCACUGGACCUCAAGCCCAAGGCUGCUCCUGCUCCUCCUGCUCCCGCUGUCGCUCCUGUGCCUGCGCCAAUUACCUUGUCCGAGCCCGUUCCCAACCCGAAGUCCGCCCUCCUAACCCGGGCAAGCCAGCACCCCCGAGCCACUUCCAUUCUGUUGCAGGGCAACCCCAAGACCGCUACCAAGACCUUGUUCCUGUUCCCCGACGGCUCUGGCUCUGCCACAUCAUAUGCCGGCAUCCCCGCCGCCUCCCCAGACACUUGCGUUUAUGGGCUGAACUGCCCAUACAUGAAAACACCGGAGAACCUCAAGUUCAGCCUAGACGAGAUGACUUUCCCGUAUCUGGCUGAGGUCCGUCGGAGACAACCGAAGGGCCCGUAUAACUUUGGUGGAUGGUCUGCCGGCGGUAUUUGCGCCUUCGAUGCCGCUCGCUACCUCAUCCUCGAAGAGGGCGAGCAAGUCGACCGCCUGCUGCUUCUCGACUCUCCUUUCCCCAUCGGACUAGAGAAGCUGCCUCCUCGUCUCUACAAGUUCUUUGACUCGAUCGGGUUUUUCGGGGAAGGCAAAUCCGCGCCCCCCGCCUGGCUGCUCCCUCACUUCCUCGCCUUCAUUGACUCUCUCGACGCCUACAAGGCCGUUCCCCUCCCCUUCGACGACCCGAAAUGGGCCCAGAAGAUGCCCAAGACGUUCUUGAUCUGGGCCAAGGACGGUGUGUGCGGCAAGCCGGGCGACCCCUGGCCCGAGCCGGCCCCUGACGGCAGCCCCGACCCGAGGGAAAUGGUCUGGUUGCUCAAGAACCGGGAGGACCUCGGCCCUAACAAGUGGGAUACGCUCGUCGGGCCGAACAACGUCGGGGGCAUCACCAUCAUGGAAGGCGCCAACCAUUUCACCAUGACGCUCGGAAACAAGGCCAAAGAACUCUCCACGUUCAUCGGCAACGCCAUGGCGGAUUAAUUUGCCCCUCCCCUCCUCCCCUCCCUAACCCUGUUGAUGUUACCCAGAUAUGACGUAUACUAUGGUCAUUGUUGUUGUUAUUGUUAUUGUUAUCGUUACUGUUUUCUCCUUGACGACUACUGAUGACUUACGUGCAACAACUUGCUUGCAUGCACCUCCAUUUUCGGGUUUUGGAUUUGGAGGACACACCACGAAGCGAUGUGAUUGUGAUAUUACGUUCCUUGUUCCUUUCUUCCACUGGAGCUACCUUCCCUGCUUGAUAACCUUACCCCCUUCCCCUACUUUACGUACCUACCUUUUACCUGACUUACGAUAGAAUGGCAAUGUGAAAAAGAGUUAUGUCUACCCA